Molecule: messenger RNA, 1373 nt
Organism: Spinacia oleracea (spinach)
Lineage: Eukaryota; Viridiplantae; Streptophyta; Magnoliopsida; Caryophyllales; Amaranthaceae
Exons: 4
Source: RefSeq, a predicted model, not a curated record
CCGGCGAAGCCACCGGCGCUCUCAUCCUUCUCAGGUGACCGGCGAAACCACACUCACACACUCGCACCCUCUCUCCUCCUUCUCAGGCGAAACCACCACCGGAACUCCUUCAUCCCCCACGCACCAGCCGUCUGCCGGCAUCAAAAGGGCUCUUCUUCAUUUCCGUUUCUCUCUCCUCAAGGUCCUAGUGAUGUAACAUCUACAGGAACUAGUGACCAAAGUGGUCUUGAUCGUGAUAAAGAUGGAGCCUAUGUAUGCGAUCCACUAAACUCCGUGCAUAUGGUUACAAACGUGAUGGAAACUCUGGUUAAAAGGGUUUUAAUUGCAGAGUCUGAAACUGCUAUUGAGAAGGAGAAAGUCAACUUUGGUAAAGAAGAAAUUAAGAAGAAGGAAAAUCAACUUGAAAACAUGUCUUUGAAGCUUGAGGAAAUGGAAAGAUUUGCUUUUGGAACUAACUGUAUAUUAAGUGAGCUGCGACAGCGGGUUAAAGACUUUGUUGACGAGACAUCUAGGCAGAGACAGAGAGCUGCGGAAAACGAGCAUGAGCUUUCUCGUGUACGUGAUUUUGAGUCUCUGAAAUCAUAUGUCAGCAGUCUCAUCAGUGUAAGAGAAACACUCAUUUCGUCUGAGAAACAAUUCCAAACUAUUGAAAAGCUCUUUGAAAGAUGGAUUGUUCAUUUCUGAAUUGGCAGACCCAUAGUGACGCAAGAGAAUAACUAGACUUGUUACUAAACAUUUAUUAAGCACUCGAAGGUUGCAGUUCAACUGAGGCUUUCUCCCUGUCCAUUUUUUGCUGAGAGCCUCAACAGACUGUUACAAUGGUGUAUUGGUGACUGGAAUUAUAAAAUUAUAAUUGCUUCCACUAGAGCAUUGAUAGUCCUAGGAAACUACGUUGAGCAGCUUGGUAUUGUGCGUACCGUAGAGACCCAGAAAAAUACAACGUUUCCUGGUAUCUAUCAAUCACUUUCUCUUGGGUUUAGAUACUUGUGCUGCUGUCUCCUUUAUUCUCUGAUAAAUUGACGGGUUGUUUCCUUUGAGAGACUUGAGUUUUAGACCCUCAUCCCCUGUAACUAAAAGCUGAAAUGAGUCCAGUUUUGAGAUUGAAAAAUGCGCUUGACUAUGUAAGAGAUGCAGAUGCUGGAGCAAGUCUUUUUUGGAAAGAGUAUAACUGGUGCUCAGUGUAAGUUGGAGAAGAACCAGAGUGAUGGCCAAGGACUCAGUUACAAGCCAAGCCCAGAAUUUGUCUUGCAGACUCUUGCCUUUAUGGGUUUUGUUUGAGAUGAGAGGAGGGUGGACAGGCUUGUCGAAAUUGGUUGUUUAGUUUGUAUCCCUUGCGACUUUAAGUUGAUAUGCACAUAUAUUAGGAUUUUAUC